Messenger RNA from Osmia bicornis bicornis, 1144 nucleotides. RefSeq lists its product as uncharacterized. The transcript has 2 exons. Lineage: Eukaryota; Metazoa; Arthropoda; Insecta; Hymenoptera; Megachilidae. The record is from RefSeq and is a predicted model, not a curated record. The coding region runs from base 192 to 983 and encodes 263 amino acids.
CCAGCCAUUUUAUCUUAAUUUUGUCACAGCUUCACGUUCAUAGAUGUAGAGUAAUACAGGAAUCAGCCAAGAAAAUUAGACAAUUUUAAGUCAGUGUCCACCGCAACGGAGGCUGUUACAGGUCGCCCUAAGAAACGAUACGCGAAGAAAAGAAAAAAAAAAAGAAUAUACCAGUGAGAAACUCUUCAGACAUGCUUCAUAAAAUGCUACACAAACGAUUGUUCCUGGUCGUGACUGCUGUAAACAUUGUUUCGUUUAGUGAAGAGAAAGCCAUUCAGGACUGGAAUUUCAAGUUUGAUAUCACGAACGGUGCUUCGAAGACCUCGAAUCAACUUGUUAACGAAGAUUCAAAUUACAAAGAUAAUCGAAUUAGUGGAAUAAAUAACGACCCAGUGGACCAUGAAAAUUGUAGUGACAAGAAUUGCAGCGAGAAAGGGAAAGAAAAUGCUCGUUCGUGUCCUUACGAAAGCAAAGAAUUGUGCUUGAUAUUUUCUUUAUCGAAAAUUGCUAAAGUUCAGAUAGCCUCGUUGAGUGAAGUUGCGGCGGGCCGUAGUAUAGAGCCGGACACUAGAAGUGAUAAACAUUCGAACGUUGCCGAACGAAGGAAAGGAAUUUAUCUGGAUCGUCCGAAAGAACGUGAGAAUGAAAAUCCUCAACGGACGAGCUCGUCGAGCGUUCAGUGUCGAGCGGUCCGGGAUGUUUACAUACCGGAAGUCAAGCAACACCUGCCAGCCUUCGCUUGUCAAUUUGGGAAUAACACGUUCAUCUUGUCGAGCGCCAGAUUCCUUCAAGAUCGACGAUCACGUUUGGAGAUAAACGUGAACGAAGAUACAUUUAAGAGCAUUAAAUCGACUCCAAAAGUAUCAAGAAGCAACCAGUUGAACGUGAUACCCGCUCUGCUUGUUCUGAACACCGCCAAUAACGAUUAUAGGAUAGAAAUGCAGGGAAACAUUUCUAACGACCAACGAAAGGAAGGAAACUGAUAAGAUUGAAUCAUAUUUGUAGAAAGUUCAAAUACCCGGUGGUAACUUUGACUUGCUUAUCUUUCGCUUGGUAAACAAAUAUCUAUAUUAAAUAUUGUAAUUACAUUUGCAUUGGCUUUUGUAAUAAUUAAUAACGACAUAAACUACUUUUAUACAAUUAA